GAGAGCUCUGCCCGGCUGAGCAGCCGAAUGGGCCGGGUGGGGAGUGCAGAGGCGGGGGCCUUCGGGGCCGAACUGGGCCUGCGGAUCGCAUUGUUUGCAGCUUUCCUGGUAACAGAGCUUCUCCCCCCCUUCCAGAGGCUAAUCCAACCGGAGGAGAUGUGGCUUUACCGGAAUCCGUAUGUGGAAGCAGAGUAUUUCCCUACCAAGUCGAUGUUUGUCAUUGCAUUUUUCUCGCCACUGUCUCUGAUCCUCCUGGCCAAAUGUCUCAAGAAGGCAGACACAACAGACAGCAAACAAGCCUGCCUGGCUGCCAGCCUUGCCCUGGUUCUGAAUGGUAUCUUUACCAACACAAUGAAACUGAUAGUGGGGAGGCCACGCCCAGACUUCUUCUACCGCUGCUUUCCUGAUGGGCAAGCCCAUUCUGACUUGAUGUGCACGGGGGAUAAGGACGUGGUGAACGAGGGCCGUAAGAGCUUCCCUAGUGGACAUUCUUCCUUUGCAUUUGCUGGUCUGGCCUUUGCUUCCUUCUACCUGGCAGGGAAGUUACAUUGCUUUACACCACAAGGCCGUGGGAAAUCUUGGAGAUUCUGUGCCUUUCUAUCACCUCUGCUUUUUGCAACUGUGAUUGCACUGUCCCGCACCUGUGACUACAAGCAUCACUGGCAAGAUGUGCUAGUUGGAUCCAUGAUUGGCCUGACAUUUGCCUAUGUCUGCUACAGGCAGUAUUAUCCUCCUCUGACUGAUGCAGAAUGCCAUAAACCACUUCACAACAGACUUGUACUUCCCACUACACAAAAGAAUUCUAUUGAUCCUUAUCAUUUUGAUAUUUAGAAAUUGGAGCUACUGCUAUAGAGAAUAAUAGGUGAAUCAACCCCUUCUAUCUGGACCAUGGGAUGACAAGAAUUUCCUACCUUUU
Molecule: messenger RNA, 916 nt
Organism: Molossus molossus (Pallas's mastiff bat)
Lineage: Eukaryota; Metazoa; Chordata; Mammalia; Chiroptera; Molossidae
Gene: PLPP5
Product: phospholipid phosphatase 5
Exons: 7
Coding region: 28-831 (267 amino acids)
Biological process (GO): phospholipid metabolic process
Molecular function (GO): phosphatidate phosphatase activity
Source: RefSeq, a predicted model, not a curated record